AAUACUUCCUCUAACGUAUUGGUAUCAGUGUUACAAUUCGGUAUGGGGAACGUCGGCGGUGAUAUGCCGAUUCUACCCUUCUUGUCACCUUUUUGACCUCCAAGUCUAAAGUUUUCCUGGGCUCUGAAUUCUUUGUUACUUUCUCUUCAAAACGAAGUUAUCCCUUUCUCUCUACAGCGAGCUUAAAUCUCUGCUCAAGAGGAUGGGAGGAAGUACGGAUUAUGACGAUUGGGAGUUCACAUCUUCAAGUUCUGAUGAUACUCGAACUUUAGUCUUACUUGGACGAACUGGAAAUGGAAAAAGUGCGACUGGUAAUAGUAUUAUCGGGGAGAGAAAAUUCAAGUCGAUGUCUAGCUCGUCUGGUGUCACAAGCACUUGCCAGCUGGAGCAGACCAUUUUGAAGGAUGGACAGAUUAUUAAUGUUAUUGACACUCCUGGGUUGUUUGACUAUUCCGGUGAUAAUGAAUCAAUUGGAAAGGAAAUUGUUAAAUGCAUUAACAUGGCCAAGGACGGUAUUCAUGCUGUUCUUGUAGUUUUCUCAGUUAGAACCCGGUUUUCAAGAGAAGAAGAAUCAGCUGUUGAGAGCUUGUGUAGAUUUUUUGGAAGCAAAUUGACUGACUACAUGAUUGUAGUUUUCACUGGUGGGGAUGAUCUUGAAGAAUCUAAUGAAACUUUGGAUGAUUAUUUAGGCCGUAACUGCCCUGAGCCUUUGAAGAAUGUUCUUGUGAUGUGUGGGAACAGGAAAGUGCUUUUUGAUAAUAAGACGAAGGAUAAAACUAAGAAAGAUUCACAGUUGAGAGAACUUCUUACCCUUGUGAACUCUGUGGUAGAUCGGAACUGUGGGAAACCAUACACUGAUGAGAUAUUUUCUGCACUGAAGAAAGGUGCUCUUCAAAUCCGGAAUCAAACUGCAGAAUUUAAUUCAUCGAGAUACUCCAAACAAGAGAUAUCUGAGUUGAACGAUCAAAUGCAAAAAGCAUAUGCUGAGCAACUUAGGCAGAUCACUGAAAUGGUGGAGAUGAAGCUGAAGGAGACGACUCUCAGGCUGGAAGAGCAAUUGGCUAAAGAGCAAGCUGCUCGCUUGGAGGCUGAGAAGAGUGCAAGAGAAGCCCAAGAGCUAUCUAGAUAUGAGAUCAGUAACCUGAGGAAGAGUUUGGAGAAAGCACAGGAGGAGACUGAGAAGCUCCGGAAGGAAGCCAGAGAAAGAGGUUGCUAUAUUCUGUGAAUAUCUUGUGGGUGUUAAUAUCUAUCGAUGGGAAAGUUCCCAAAAUAGGACUAAAAAAGUUUGAAAAUUCCAAAAUAGGACUGCCAUGUUUUUAUUCACAAAAUAGGAGUAAUUACUGUCAAGUUUGGAAAAUACCGUCAUGUUUGAAGUCUGGUACUGCUAAAAUAUGGAAGUAAUUAGUCCUAUUUUGGGAAUAAAAACAUGACAGUCCUAUUUUGGAAUUUUCACCCAACGGUUUUACUCCUAUUUCGAGUAAUAUCUAUCGAUCUCUAUUAUUAGUAGAAAAGUAUCCAUUACUUUUUGGCUUAUGCUGUCUUUUAAUUAGUUUCUCGGAACACUUUUCGUAUAAAAUAAUUGGGUCAUAAAUUUGAUGGCUGCCAUAAAUUCAAUGCAGUUUGACUUCUCUCAA
Messenger RNA from Cuscuta epithymum, 1634 nucleotides. NCBI's taxonomy places the organism in Eukaryota, Viridiplantae, Streptophyta, Magnoliopsida, Solanales, Convolvulaceae. The record is from the annotation of a GenBank genome assembly.